AUGCAGUUUGCCCAAUGGCUUUUCUCCUGCGCGGAUGCACGGCCAGGGAAACACAGAUCCUCAUUUGAUCCUUUCGAGACGCAGGGAUUGGAACUCCAUGAGGAGGAGGACUUGCAGGCGGCGUACCGGGCCAUGGCGGGCAUACGCCAAGGAAGGCCUGAUCCCCAUGUGGUCGUCUUCUUGGACGUCGAUGGGGUGCUGCAUGCCAAGGGCUGCGAACUGGACCAUUUCAGCGCAGCCAACAUGCGCUCUUUGCGGCACAUUGUGCUUGCUUGCAAUGCCACUGUAGUGUUGUCCUCCAGCUGGCGGCGCAGCGCACCGCUGCUGCAGCGCUGCGAGCUGGCGCUGGCGCGCUGGGGGCUGGCAGGAGUGGCCGACACCACACCAGACUUGAAGGGCCAAGGCCUGCGACGCGAGGAGGAGAUUUUGAUUUGGCUGAAACGACAUCCUGAGGUCCAGCACUGGUUGGCCCUGGAUGACUUGGAGCUGGUCAGCAGCGAGGCCCCGAUGGCUCGACUGAUGGCGGAGCACUUUGUGAAGACGGAUCCUGAGACCGGUCUUCGAGAUAUGACGCAAGUGUCGAGAGCAUUGAGGGUGCUGGAAAGACCACGUGGGAACGUGGAGGAGAUGGGGGCAGGCUACCUGGCUACCUUUGACCUCGCAUUGCCAGGAGGUUUUGAAAAGAAAACGAGCAACACAGAGAACUCCAAUCUGUUCGAAUUUCAGGCCCUGCCCUUGCUUCAUCCACAUGAGAUGCCUAUGGCUUGUGGCGGCCCUUGCGGGAUCCAGGGGUCCCAAUGGCCAGGGGGCACCGGUGUCACCGGGGUGGAAGCGUCUCAGAAGGGCGAGAACAUGGUCCAGGAGGCUCAAGAGAAGGCCUUGCGUGAUGUGGCAGAGGCCAAGGCCGCCCUGCGACGCUGCGUGGAGGAGGCUUCCAGGCGGAUGCUGGCAGCCAAGCAGUCAAUUGAACGUACCAGGACUACAACCCAGAAGGAGAUUGAGAGGCACCUGGAUGCGGCCCAUGCGGCGGAUGCCCAGGUCCUGCAAGCCAUGGAGGAGGAGAAGGGCUCGGAGGAACGGGCCGAGAAACUGCUGGCCGUCGCGGAGCGCGAUGCACCGGGCCUGCACGCGCUGACGAAGCGCUUCGAAGUGGAACAGCAGCGGUGCCAAGUGGUGAAGCGUUGCCGCGUGAUGGAGAACCAACUGGCAGAGAAUUUGAAGCAACUGAAGGAAGAUCAUGCCCAGCAGGUGUCGGCCGCAGCCUGCGCGUCGGAGACGGCAGCGCUGAGAUCCCAGGAAAAGGUGGAGGCCGCCCAGCUGGAGUUGGAACGUCAUCGGAAGGAGCUGCAAAGGAAGAAGGAAGAGGCUGAAGUGAAGGUGACUGAAAUGGAUCAGAAAGCCCAAGCAACGGGGAUCUGGUCCCAAGAAGUUCGCAGCAAGUGCAUCAGGAUUCUCCAGAUAGCCCGUGAGAAGCUGGCGGAGCAACAGGAGGCAACGAAGCAGGAAGAAGAGCUCGAAGAAGAACGAGCCAAGGAUCGCAUGGAAAGCACCACGCAGAUGCUGAAGGAAAGGGAGAUCUGGGCCGUGGUGGCGGAAGAUGAUUGUGCUGCCAGGACCGCGCAGGCCAAGGCCGAAGCGCAGGAGGCGGCAGAGCAGGCGGCGCGGCGCGCGCGCUGGGCGCGGGAGGCGGAAGAGGCGGCGCAGCGGAUGGCCAUGGCGGAGAUGGAUGCGACCGGCAGGGAGAUGGAGGAGACAUGCGAGACACUGUGGCUCCAAACCGAUGAGAUGCGAAAGACCUGCCAGCAGCAGCAGCGGGAAGCAGCCGAGAGUGUUGGAGAAGUGCGAAGUGCUGUUUCCCAGGCCCUUGCCGCGGCUCGCGCGCGCUUAGCCUCCAUCCAGUCCUGCGCGGCCGGCGCGGCCAAGGACGUCAAGCGAGCGCAGCGGGAAGAGCAACGGGCAGCCGAAACGUUGGAAGAACGAGAGAUCGACUUUAUCAGCGCUGUGGACGAACUGGAAAAAGCCGAACUCCAGAAGACCUGCAGCGUCUCCCGCUGUGAAGAGCUGCUGAUGGCUGCGGAGCAGUCUUGUGCGCAGCAGCUCGGAGCGGCCUGGGACGAAGCGGAACGAGCCAAGGUCCAGGAGGAAGAUCGCGCCUCCAGGGCCGAAGAGCUGGCUGAGACGCUGGAAGGUCAAGCGCUCUGUGCUGAGGAGGUCGCAGCCAGCGAGAAGUCGAGUCAAGUGCAGCGCUUCCAACGUGAAGAGCAGCGGAUCCGCACUGCGGUGCGGGAAGCAUCACAUCGCACGGUGAAUGUGCAGGAGGCGAUUCAUGAGGCGAUCCAUUACAGCCAGAAGAGCCUCGAUGAGCUCUACAGUUACCUGUACAGCAUGGGGCAGAAUUCCGCUGUGACGCCCUCGCCUUCGCAGAAAGGCAAGGGGUGCCCCAAGUGCAACGUGAUCUACACGCCAACUUCAAGCUACUGCCAACAUUGUGGUGAGAAGUUGGAGCGUCAGCCGCCUGCGAGCUGCAGCCCGUUGCGUCCGCCACGAAUUCGGAAGAUCUGCAGCCGUUCCUAUGGCCGCGUGAGGAAGUCGCGCUCUCCCGGCCUGAGCUUUCCAAGGAAGGCAUGA
Messenger RNA from Cladocopium goreaui, 2628 nucleotides. Lineage: Eukaryota; Dinophyceae; Suessiales; Symbiodiniaceae. The record is from the annotation of a GenBank genome assembly.